Molecule: messenger RNA, 2225 nt
Organism: Rhopalosiphum padi (bird cherry-oat aphid)
Lineage: Eukaryota; Metazoa; Arthropoda; Insecta; Hemiptera; Aphididae
Gene: egr
Product: protein eiger
Exons: 4
Coding region: 41-1234 (397 amino acids)
Biological process (GO): immune response
Cellular component (GO): membrane
Molecular function (GO): tumor necrosis factor receptor binding; receptor ligand activity
Source: RefSeq, a predicted model, not a curated record
UAUUAUAAAAGAAACAGUAUGAAAAUCAUUACAAAACAAGAUGUGCUCUGCUGCGUCCCAGAAGUAUGUAAGUCCACAACAUACAACACUAAGUCCUCAAAACAUGUACGUUGGAGGCAACGGAUUCACUCGUAAUUACAACAUGUCACCGUCUACCAAGCAAACUCAUGUAUCUCCUAUAUCAAUACAAAUGAUAGUUCUAAUUUUUUCGGUUUUAUUGUGCAUAUUCAGUUGUCUAUUGACUGUUACAUUGUCCUACAAAUGGCACAUCGACACUAAUCAACAAAUCAAUCGACUUGUGGGUACAGUUGAGGAUGCAAUACAUGAUUUAAAUACCUUCACUGACAUAGUUAGAAAUGAACUUGUGGCAAAACAUGUAAGUAAUACAUACAAAGAUCAACACAAAGUUAAAACUGAUGGAAACGACUAUGAAGAUUUAGAAGAAGACUACAAUGAAGGAGAAGAUCGAUUUAUGGGCAGAGACUUAUUGGACAACAAUUGGCCAGCAAAGACAUAUCAGGCAAACGAAUCAUACAAACCAAAAAACCGUGAUCGACGCAACGCUGUGAUUGAUGCAAAAAAUAUAGUGAAAAAUGAAUUAAAUAGCUCAAAAAAUGAAAAGCCUGAUGUAGAAAUAAUUCAAGAAGAAAAUACAGUGAAGACCUAUAGUCGAAGAAAGUCUAAGAAAAUGGGAAUGUUAAAAAAAAAAGUAUCUGUGGAAUCAGAAGAUGAAGAAUCAUAUGAAGAUUUUAAAGAAACUCGAGAAACUGCAGCAGCACAUUUUACUAGCGAUUCAUCAAAAUACAGUACCAAAACACAUCCACAUUACAAUGGAAAUGGGCGUUUAAGACACCCGGAUGGUGAUUUUAGAGACUGGAACCAACAUAUUUGGGAAGUACCUCUGAACAGCGCAAAUCAUCUCACAAUGAAUAAUGGCAAAGUUGAAAUAUUGAAACCAGGACUUUAUUUUGUUUAUGCUCAAAUAUACUAUUCAGAUAAACAUGACAUUAAUGGAUAUUAUGUUAUGAAAAAUGAAGAAAAAGUACUUGGUUGUACUUCAACUCGAUAUCAAGAUACCCAAUCAUCAGAUUCAUGUUAUACAGGAGGUCUAAUAUAUUUCAAUGCUAAUGAUAACUUAUCCAUAAGAGGUUUAGAUAGUGAAAGAUUUAUAAUUUUGGAUCCUGUUAAGAGUUUUUUUGGACUCUUUAGAAUUUCAAGAGAUGGUAAAAGAUAGAUAAACAUGUAAAUUUUUGUUAAUCAACGAUCAUAUAAUUUAUUUAAUAAUAAUAAUAAUAAUACAAACAGUGUAAAAAAUACUAUUUAAAAAUAUAAUAUAAACAUAAUUUGGUUCAGUCAUAUGAUUGGACGGAUUGGUUGUAUUAAAUUAUUAUUUAUUACAAUACGCAUAUAAAAAUUAUUAUUUCUAAUGGACUAACAUAAAAUUUAAAAAAAAUAUCUAUAUCUAUCCUAGUUUUAAUUUGAACACAUUAAAUAAAAGAACUAUUAUUAUAAGUUUUAUAAUAAUUUAACAAUUUAUUAUUAUUAUUAUUUUUAUUAUGAUUUAAGAUUCCUAAUAAAGAAAAAUAAAUGUAUUUGUGAAUUUGUAUAUAAUUUGUAAUUUUAUAAGAAUAUUAUUAAUGAAAAAUUAAAAAAAUACCAUAGCUGAAAAACAUAAAACUAUACAAAUGAUUGUUUUUUUUUUUUCAUGGAAUUUAAUUUAUUGAUAAAUCAAAAAUGAAUAGUUUUAAUAGAUGCACCAAACAAAAUAAUUGUCAGAAGAUUGUCAUCAUAUUAAAAAAUAUUAUUGUUACAAUUAAUUUUUGAUUUUGUCAAAAAAAAAAAUUAAAAAUUAUUAAAAAAAAUUGUUAAUUUAAAAGUAAUUCAAUAUAUAAAUGCGUCAAUGUUGAAACUUAUUUUAUAAAAUAAUAUGUAAAAUAAACAAUCAUUUGUAUUGAUUAAUUAAUGUAAAGUUUAGUUACUCUGAAUUAUAAAUAAUACAAUAUAGACAUUCGACAUACAUAUGACGAAUAAAAAUAUCCAAUUAAUGAUUUUUUUUUAUUAUUAUUAUUAGAAAUAAGCCUCAAUAACUUGGCUAUUAGUUGACAUGUGACAUUAUUUUUCUUUUAUAUAAUAUUAUACUUAUUUAAUAAUACUGCAUUUCAUGAAAUUUUAUCCAUUUUGUUUAAAAAUAUAUAUAGUAAUUACAAUAUAGUUACUUUGAAUUA